Homarus americanus (American lobster) is the source of this 1033-nucleotide messenger RNA. RefSeq lists its product as uncharacterized. Lineage: Eukaryota; Metazoa; Arthropoda; Malacostraca; Decapoda; Nephropidae. The record is from RefSeq and is a predicted model, not a curated record. The coding region runs from base 322 to 966 and encodes 214 amino acids. The transcript is spliced from 7 exons.
UCAUCUGCUAGACACACGGGGAACACGUACACAGUUAAACAAUGUGUACACAUUAAUUUUCAAUAGUCGUAGAGCCGUGACGUACGCUUCUCAUCUCUGCAUCGAGUUGCCAGGUAUCCCACGGGCCUCCAGCCCAGCUCACCACCUGCCUGGAGCUGCCACCAGUCCCAAGGUAGGUAUCUACCUACCUUGACCAGUCCAGCGAGUGGCUGCGAGCCCACCACCUUGCUAGUCACCUGCACCUCCCCGUCAAGGCGGGAUGCAGCUCAUUCUACUGGACAGUUUUAACAACUUUUAAGGUGUUUACAUUUGAACAGCAAGAUGUACAGCAUGACCAGGAGGUCCAGUGGUCAUAUGUGGCCCCUGAUCUUAACUCUACACAUCUUUUUCCAUAAGGGGAUGCUGGAGUCUGCAGACACAGCAUUACUCCCAGGGACCUCAAAGCUGUCCAUUGAGGAAUUAUGGGCAGUGUCACAUGCUAUCACCAUCUCUCUAGCUAUUCAAAACCUGACAAAUUACAAGGUUUUGGUGUCAGUGCGCAGAGAGAACGACAGCAGUGUUUUAAUGAAUGAUUUGUUAACUCCUGAAACUGUCCAAAAUUCUACAAGUGAUGACAAGACCAACGCCUUACUACAACAUAGACUGCACACAGUUGAGGAACUUUCUGCUGAUACCAAAUAUGAGUUAUGUGUAUCUUCUGAAGAACAACAACAGGAACUGCAGGCAGCAUACGUAGUAAAAAGCGAGUGUUACCUGGUCAGGACAAUGCCUGUUGUUGAUAAUAUCACAGGAGUUUACACAGCUCUAGUGAUGGUGGUCGCCUUUCUUAUUGGUGUUGGACUUGUGGGAUAUCUCUUCAAUAUGAUCCACAAUAAAUAUUUUUCAAUGCAUGGCAAAUACAACUUGGAGCAAACAACCCAAAGAGAACCUAUGACCACUGUCAUCCAAGAUGUUCCUGCUUCAUGAAACUACGAGUCUAUUUUCACAUCAAAUGUUCACCACCUUAAUACCACAAUAAACUGUCCACAAAAUA